GAGUUUAGUAAACCUAUUUUCCGCCUCAGUUCAGCCACGCUGGGUAAACAAAAGCCAGAGAGCGUCAGCAGCGUGUCAGCAGCGCUCCCUGGCUGUCUCCCUCCCAACAAAAAAAAAGGGGAAAAAACAACACUUUCGGGAAGAAUAAAGUUAGUUUUUGUCCUGUAGCUGGAAGAACGGCUCGACAAUGUGGAGACAGCAGCGGAGACCCCUGGCUUGUCUCGUAUUACUGGUGACGCUGGCCGAUGCUUAUCAAUUCCUGAGCCAGAACACAGCUUCCCAGUUCCUGAUCAGGCACCGGAGGGCCAACUCUCUGUUUGAGGAGAGCAAGAAGGGUAACCUGGAGAGGGAGUGCAUUGAGGAAGUGUGCAACAAGGAGGAGGCCAGGGAGAUCUUCGAGAACCACCCAGAGACGGAAUACUUCUACCCCAAAUAUGUCUUGUGUUUGGGGUCCCACCGCGUUGGCAUCAACAACCAUAACUCCGGUUCAAACAUCCCGCCAGACCUUAGAACCUGCGUGACGGAGAUCAGUAACCAGUGCACGCCGUUCCCAUGCUAUAAGGAGGGCUCGGAGCGCUGCGUUGACGGCCAGGCCUCCUUCGAGUGUGUUUGCAAGCCAGGCUGGAAGGGGAAGCGCUGUGAGGAUGAUAUCAAUGAAUGCUCUGAUCCUGAGUAUCCAGCAGGAUGCAACCAAAAAUGUCACAACAUACCAGGCAGCUUCCACUGCUCAUGUGAGGAAGGCUUCUUCAUCAAUGACAACAUCAACUGUAUUGAUAGAGAUGAAUGUCUGUUGUUCCCCAGUAUCUGUCAGCACCCAGCUCGAUGUGUCAACACGCUGGGCAUGUAUGAAUGUUGGUGUCCUCUGGGAUUUAAAUACAACUUCACUUCCAGGACCUGCGACGAUGUGGAUGAGUGUAAUACGUUUGCGUGUGACGGGACCUGUCACAACACAGUGGGCAGCUACACGUGCCACUGUGACGGCCGUCAGGGUUUACAGCUGGCAUCAGAUGGGCGAUACUGUGAGAGCAUCCCUGUUUGCGUGGAACUGAACGACUAUAAACACCCUGAGAUGCUUUACCUGGGGGAGCAGUUUGCAGGGUUUCCCAUCAUCUACCUGCGCUUUCGCCUUCCUGAGAACACAAAAUUUGCAGCUGAGUUCGACUUCAGAACUUUUGACCCAGAGGGAGUUGUUCUGUAUGCAGAAUCUUCCCCAGACUCCUGGUUCAUGUUGGGACUGAGGGCUGGUCGCAUUGAAGUGCAGUUUAAAAACCAGCACAGCUACAAGGUUACAAGUGGGGGAAAAGCCAUCAAUGAUGGACAGUGGCACGUGAUCUCUGUGGACGAGCUGGAAAACAGCAUCAGCGUGAAGAUCAGCAAAGAGGCUGUGAUGAGCAUCAACAGCCCUGAGAAUCUCUUUACUUCUGUCAAUGGCAAACUGGAGACCAAGGUCUACAUCGCUGGGCUGCCGAACCGCACAGACAGUGUUAUAAAGCCUAUCAAUCCCCGACUUGACGGUUGCAUCCGUGGCUGGAACCUUAUGAACCAAGGAGCAUCCGGGGUCAAAGAGGUCAUUCUGGAGAAGCAGAGCAAACACUGUUUUGUGCACGUGGAACGAGGGUCUUUCUUCUUAGGGGCUGGACUGGCCCACUUCAAAAUAGACUACACAGGUGAUUCUGGGAGCUGGAAGGUGGACGUAUCAAUGAAUAUCCGUCCGUCCAGCAGCACAGGUGUCCUCUUUGCUCUUGUCUACAACAACACAGUCCCCUUGUCGGUUGCAGUGGUAACAAAGGGAGAAGAUGAUGCAAACCUGCAGGUUUUCCUAGACGGCGUCUCUGUGGCCACAGUGGACUCCUUGAUGCUGUGUUACCCCGAUCGGCUGAUGGUGCAGCUGAACGUGACUCCGACACACAUGGAGAUCACAGCAAACUCCUCCAGGCUUACCUACAUAGAGUCUGAAGCCCUGCUGAAGGCACUGGAGCACCUCAACACCACCAUGCAGAACCCUGUGGACACAUACAUUGGUGGGAUACCAGAUGACAUCCCGUUGCCUGUCACGCCUGUAUCAGCCUUUUACCACGGCUGCAUGGACAUCUCCAUAAACGGCAGGCAGGUGGACUUUGACGAAGCUCUAAGUAAACACAAUAGCAUAAAGUCUCAUUCUUGUCCUCCAGUGAGUAACCAAGGGCACCCCUGAUCUACCACAGCCAGAAUAGGAAGUCACUUUAAUUAGAAAACCACUAAAAAUAGGCCUCUUAUGGAGCAUCUCUAGGGAUGUACAUUUAGUCUCUUAUCCAUGCUGUUUAAAUUUGUCCAUCAUUUUUAUUCUCAGUUUUUCAUUUAUCAGUUAAUUUCAACAGAAGCUGGACAUUGUAGUUGUAUAACUUUGUUGCAAUGUAUGUCAAAUUUUAAAAGAUAUUUCCACAGAAAGGGUUCAGCUCUGCUGCACCAGUGUGUAUUAUGCAUCACAUGGUUGGCUUUGUGUAGAUGAAUAAACAAAUGGUCACCGCUGGCCAGGCUCUGAUGGUCCCUGCGUCCCUCUCCUUGCUGUUGUUACAUUCCUUUCUGUAUCUUGUUGCACAUGUUUGUCUGAAUCAAUACUACGGAUCUGAAUCACACACAUUAAAUUUGAACUUUAAGUCUCUA
This is a messenger RNA of Cyprinodon tularosa, 2643 nucleotides long. It is a transcript of the gene pros1, whose product is annotated as protein S. The record is from RefSeq and is a predicted model, not a curated record. Lineage: Eukaryota; Metazoa; Chordata; Actinopteri; Cyprinodontiformes; Cyprinodontidae. Gene Ontology annotation, cellular component: extracellular region. Bases 188 to 2194 code for a protein of 668 amino acids. Gene Ontology annotation, molecular function: calcium ion binding. The transcript is spliced from 14 exons.